CAAAUGCUGAUUUGGCACAUGUGAAAAAAAAUGUAAAUUAAAUUCCACAGUUUGAUAUAUAUAUUGGAAUCAUUUUGAUCUUAUGUCUGCAAAGGGAGGUCAUCAUGUAUCUGAUACAGACUCAGAUAUUACUGUUGGACCAGAAGAUAGUGACGUGACCACUGAAUCACCACACAAAUCACCAGUAAAGCUUCCGUCAUUAAGUAAAAGAAGAAGUGAAGUUCAUGAGAUUUCAGAGUCUGAAGAGGAAAGUGAAGAAUAUUUCAUUUUGAAAGGGACCUCUAAAGGGAAAGGAAAAUCUUCAUUAUUUAACUCAUUGAAAUCCACAUCUGAACAAAACGAAUCUAAAUCACUUGUUAAACAAAGUAAUAAAUCAUCAGAAACGUUGACUAAGCUUAAGUCACAAGAAAAGACAACAAAAUCAUCAUCAGAAUGUUUUUCAAAGUCACUAGACAACAGAACAAAGCCAUCAUCAGAAACUUUGACUAAGUCAAUAGACAAGAAGACAAAGUUGUCACUAGAAACUUUGACUAAGUCACAUGACAAGAGAACAAAACCAUCAUCAGAAAGUUUGACCAAGUCCUCUGAGAAAAAGACUAAGUCAUUUACAGAAAUAGAGAACUGGUUAGAUAAGAUUGAUUCCAGUCCAGAGGCUGAAAAGGUUGAUAUUAAAAAAAGAUUUGACAGUCCAGUGGAGAAAGGCAAACAUUCUGAUUAUAAACCAUCACCAUCUAGUGGCUUGAAGAGAAAACAGACAGUUUUACUUGAAGAAGAAAAGAAGACAGUUAGUAGAAAGAAACCUCCUUGUCAGUAUGGGUCAAAAUGUUACAGGAAAAAUCCAUCUCAUCUUCAAGAAUUCAGCCAUCCAGAUGACAAACAACAGACAUCAGGGAGUCUGAGUGGUAGAACCUCACAAGAAUCUCCACCAAGAAAAAAGCCAAAGAUAUCCAUAACAGGUCCUCGAUCUCCAGAUCAAGUCUAUAGUGAAGGACAACCGUAUAGUUUCUUCCUAACCAAAGUUCAUGGUAUACAAAACCAAUACAACCAAGUCUUAGCAAUGGAUAUCAAAGAUAUACUGUCACCAAUUAUGGGAACAUUGCAAGCUUCGUGUCAGUUUAAUUACAUGUUUGAAAUUCCAUGGUUAAUGAAACAGUACCCAGAACAAUUCAGGUCAAAACCUUUACUUCUUGUACAUGGUUUUACUGCCGGUAAUAAAACAGCCUUGGAAAUAGAAGCCACUAAAUACUCCAAUAUAAAAUUUUGUCAGGCAAGAUUAGAAAUGAUAUAUGGUACACAUCACACAAAGAUGAUGAUACUACUAUAUGAAGAAGGAAUGAGGGUUGUUAUCCACACAUCUAACUUGGUAGAAAGAGAUUGGUACCAGAAGACUCAAGGAAUGUGGAUUAGUCCAUUAUUUCCAAAGUUAAAGAAAGAGGAGAAUAAAAGUAAUUACUCUAGAGGAGAUUCACCAACGAAUUUCAAAAAAGAUUUGUUAGACUACAUAGGAUCCUAUAAAGCCUAUCAACUGAAGGACUGGCAACAAAAUAUAGCAGACCAUGAUAUGUCUAGUGCUAAAGUAGUUAUUAUUGGUUCAUCUCCAGGGAGACAUAUGGCAGAAAAUAAACACAAAUUUGGACACAUGAGACUACGCAAAGUUUUAAAUACACAUGGACCACAAAAAGACUUUGUGAAAUCAUGGCCUGUGAUUGGUCAAUAUUCAAGUAUUGGAUCCUUAGGAGCAACCAAAGAUGCCUGGCUUGCCACAGAGUUCUUACAGUCAUUGGCAACUGUAGAGGGAUCUAGUUGUGUACCAUUAGCAUCAAUAAAUUUGAAACUUAUAUUUCCAACAAAGGAUAAUGUAAGAUGUAGUUUAGAAGGUUAUCCUGCUGGAGCCUCUAUACCAUAUAGUAUUAAUGUUGCCAAGAAACAAACAUAUCUUACUUCUUUCUUCCACCAUUGGAUAUCUAAAGGAAGAGGAAGAAGUAGAGCUAUGCCACAUAUCAAGUCAUAUUGUCGACCUUCACCUUCAUCACAGGAAGUGGCCUGGUUCCUUGUUACAAGCGCUAAUCUGUCUAAGGCAGCAUGGGGAGCCUUGGAGAAGAAAGGAAGUCAGUUAAUGAUAAGGUCAUAUGAACUUGGAGUUUUAUUCUUGCCGAAGUUCUUUGGAAGUAAGAAAACAAUUCCUGUCUCUAGUGAUAUCAAUGAUGCAGAUAAACUUUUAUUGCCAUAUGAUUUACCACUAAAGCCAUAUCAGAAGGAAGAUAGUCCUUGGAUAUGGGAUAUAGCUUAUAAAGAAUUACCAGACUGUAAUGGGAACAUGUGGUGCCCUAGCUGACAUUUUGAUUGGUGUAAUGACAUUAUUUAUGAAAUAAAUUAUGAUGCUAUUUC
This is a messenger RNA of Mytilus trossulus (common blue mussel), 2388 nucleotides long. Its product is annotated as tyrosyl-DNA phosphodiesterase 1-like. The transcript has 15 exons. Gene Ontology annotation, molecular function: double-stranded DNA binding; single-stranded DNA binding; 3'-tyrosyl-DNA phosphodiesterase activity. The coding region runs from base 83 to 2335 and encodes 750 amino acids. The record is from RefSeq and is a predicted model, not a curated record. NCBI's taxonomy places the organism in Eukaryota, Metazoa, Mollusca, Bivalvia, Mytilida, Mytilidae. Gene Ontology annotation, cellular component: nucleus. Gene Ontology annotation, biological process: DNA repair.